AUGUCUAACCAACGAAUCAAGCUCAAUCUGCACAAGUACAGCACGGCUGGAGUCCAGCAAUACAGCAUUGACAAGAUAUCGGACGAUGAGGACGACUACGAGGACCAGUCAUCUAGUAAGCGGUUAUUUCCAAUUAAAAAAACCAGUCCUUUUUCAGUCUCAGCUUCGGACGACGACUUCUCGGAGUCCGAAUCUGAAAGUUAUCAGGAUACGACGGGUUCAACGGGUCCAUCGGAAGCAACGACCGACGAAAUGCUGUGGGGCAGGUGAGUUGUAAGACCACUUUCUCAUUCGCUUCUCAAUCUUGUGUGAGAGUUUCGGCAUACUUUCGGGUGUUUAGUGUCACACUUUGUUUUUUCUCUCUUGCUCCUAAUCAUUUCCAUUCAUUUCGCAUACAUUUCCCUUCUCUUUCUCAACGUUUUCCUUACUUGGCUUUAUUUUGCCUUCUGUAGAUUGUUGGUCACUAUGAUUUCUCCAGGUUUUGAAUUCUUCAUGAGUGAAACGAUCUAUUUGUAGAACGUAGUGUGCAAACGCGCUCCAUUGCACACAUUCAAACGGUAUGUGACCGCGGGGAACGAGGGACCCGAAAGGGUUGUGAGAGAAAAGAGGGUUCCAGAGAAAGGAUGCGUUGAUGGGACCAACAAUAUAGGGGACCCCGACGUUUUGCAACCCGCUAUUUUGAUACCGUGACGUUUCGAUACAAACGUGAACUACUUCGCGAUAAUUUGCACUGUUAAAACUCACGUGGGCGUCGAAAUGUCGCGCGUUCGAAACGUCGGGGUCCCCAAUAUAGGGGAUGUUAUUAGGGAAAAAGGCCGGAUUGUUUGUCAUAUUUGUGAACAGCUUGAAACCCCUCAAUCGUAUUGGAAACAUGCAUUUAAUGAAAGAUAAGCGAAUGAGUCCAGUCGGUAGCUAUUUGCCCUAAUUGGAUCAGUACACAUCAGAAAUGAUCAACAUCUCGGCCAUUUUUUUUGCAAUUGACACCACUUGACUCAACCUUUCUGUUGAAAUGAGAACGGCAAACAGAAGAAAAGUAACACCUCCGGCUGGUUACUGUGUCGCUGACAUGACCUGAUCCACUUGAAAUGGGCACUGUGGCGGCUUUGAAAUGUUUACCCCAAAGAUAUUUGCUUCUUUUCACAUUUCUUCGUUUCACAUCAUGAAUCUGUCAGCAAAGCCCUUUUUGUCGCAGGUGAAAUCUCUCUGGUCAUGGUUACAGUGGAAAUCCAUCAGUCCCUCUCCGGGCCGCCUACCUGCCUCUUUUUUUUAGUUUUGCAGAAUUCUCAAAAGCCAGGUGGUUAUUACUGUGACGCAUAGCCACAUCAGCAUAUAAUUUCUGCCUCGAUAACAAUGAUUCCCGCCGUCAAUUGUACGUUCUCAAUGGUUUUUCAUCUCGAAAACGACGACGCGCCUGUUCAGAAUUCCUCUUUGCUUGCGCGAAUAUUUGUCCGAUGAAUAUACACUUUCAAAAGGGAAGGUGAUUCAGCAUCCAAUUAGACGUACUCCCUAACAAGCUUUGUUUUCGAGUUCCCCUCAUAAGCUCAAUUUCCUUUUUUUGCAUAGGUUAGUCCCUACUCGUCCUUUUGUAUUAAGAUCACCCCUACUUUUUAUUUCCUCCCCGGUAGCCCGUGUCUUCUGGCAAUUACGCAAGACUUUAAAAGUUACGUGGUCCUCCAAUGCUCAUCGACACUCUCCUAAUUUGUCCACGCAAUAGGUUCGAAACACCCAGUCGACGGUUGCGUAAUGAGGAAGUCAUAGGCCAGCAAUACAUCCAACCUGUCGCUUUUCUGCUAAUUUACACGUAACUGACAUCAUACCUCGACGACUUUUUUCCGUUUGAGAACGUUUAUGUGCUAAGCGUGUCGGUGGCAUAAUAUUGAACAGAGCCAAUUUUAGGUUGACCACAGUGAUCAAAGAAAACUGCCGCACCCAACGGCCGCGGACCGUCGGUAUCCGCAAAGGAGCCCAUUUUUCUUGACUAGGGCAUUAUCAUGUCCAUAACAGGCUACAAUAAGGCAGAAGGGUACACUGGCAGAUUUUGGUCCGAGCGAGGACGCGGAAAACAGCGGUAGACUGGCUGAUUGGUAGUUUCUCCUCAAUGCUACCGACAAUAGUUGAAAUGAAAAGAACUACGAAAAUGGAAAUAGAAAUUAGGUCUGAAUUUUUAUUGGUGACACCCGACCGCAGGACCAACGCAAUUCGGAAACCGAUCACUUACUAAUCUCCCAAUUAGUGUCGAAUAGACGAUUCCGUUCACGGAGCUCCUGUUUCACUGAGGUUCCCAGAAUUGCGCAAAUACCCAUGCUUAAAUUAGUGGUUGUCAUAUGGUGCAUGUCCAAACAAAUCAGUUUGCCUCGCCAAUUAGACCGUUCGUUUUCGCCAUCGGUAGUCAUCUGCCACGUGUACCCUUCUCGAUGGACUGUCCGUUCUCGCUGUCGUGUGGACGACACCGGGCGGAGCAGCAGACUCCGCCUCUCCCGGACGAGCUACUCUGCCGCUAUUAUGGGAACUCUUUCAUUUGUGUGUUGUGUUUUUUGUCGUGAUCACCCGCUCCUCCCUUCCACUUACUGAGUUUCAAUUUCUGUGUCUAAUAUAAUCCCGGUUUCAAGAUGACUGCGGUUUCUAAAGCAAAUCCGAUGAGCUUCGAAGCUCUCAUGUGAGUUGAGAAAUGAGAAUGAGAAGUAGACUGUCAAACAACAAGUCUUCAGCAGUUUUUAGGUUCAAUUUCAAAAAUCAUUAAACUUUUAUUUUUCAGGAGGCGUGCUCCAGUCUGCGGCGUAGCUGCCCACUCGGUCCGUCGUCAGAUUUUGAUGAACGGUCCCCGUGAGCCGAUUGUCCUCGGCAACAACAAACAAGUAUUCCAAUCCUACGUUCCGAAACCAAAGAUGGGUGCCGACCGGGAGAACAGAGAGCUUUACUCGAAGAUCCACAGAGGAGAGGACAGUUCUUUCCGCCCGCAUUCCAGAUACAACUCGCUGAGAAAGCCGAGAUUAACACAUGGAUCCAGCGAUCUCUCUGCAAUUGAGGUACGUCGAGGGGGCUACUGUAACGCCCACUUUUAGGCUUUUUUGUCUGUAGAUCAUCAAAAUUUGAAUUUCUGCAUACCAAGUGUGGGAAAAAUGUGUGUUUGACAAUGGGUACUAUUGCGUGGGCCACUUGAAUUGCAAAUAAGCUUUUUUCUUCACAUCCCUACCCAUUUGAAGAAAAGGAAAAGUGUCGAAUUGAGUUAGUUGCGAGGGAAUAAAAUUGAUGAGCGAGAUGAUGGUUAUCUCUGAAUAGUUGCAGGAAAUGUCUCCGAUUCGUUCAUCAACGUAUUCGACAGGCAGCGAAAUGGCAUCGAUGCCGCCGUCGCUGCGGAAGCAAGCUGAAUGGAAGCCUCAACUCACUUCGACCACCACUUCUUUCCAGGUGAGUAGUACGUGCCAAUUGGUAAGGAUUUAAUGAGCUGGAAAAAAACACAAGCCGCACGAGGAUGUGUCCGACAGAACAUGCCUCUAUUGCAGCCACUGAGUCCUAUGGAUAAGGACGACGAGCACUUCAAGGCACCGAUUUCGCCAGUGUUCAGUUCGACUCCCCGUUCGCAGAGACUCUACCGUAAGCACCAGAAGUACGGACGUCAUUUGUCAGCAACGCCAAUGUCGGAAUACCGCAUGAACGGAAUUACUAGCCAGGUAUAUCCAGAUCUUGAACCCACUUUUAAAAUAGACCACAUUUCAGAACUCAGAUAAUCGUGCUGUAACUCCGGAUCCGUGGAUGGAUAACGAUAAUGAGAAUCAGAAUCCACGCAAAAGUCAGCCGAACCCGUCCCAAAUCACUUACAAUCGCCCGGAGACGUUUGGUCUCGACAACGCGUUCGCCAAGCACAAAGACAUACGUGGAAUCGUGUACCUCAGCAUGUCGCUGUGCGGAAGACGUCUCACUCUCAACGUCCAGAAUGCGUUCUACUUCCGCAGCCCCGCUCAGUCUCUGUCCGUGUGCUCGUACAUGAGCGCAGUCCUCUGCCAUCGUUCGCAUUCCUCCUCAAACCCCAGAAAGUACCAUCAGAGACCGGAUGAGGCUUACCGUACUCGUCUGGUGACCAACUCCAACAGCCCGACCUUUGACGAUUGUUUCAAAUUGUAAGUAGAAGGGAAACGGAAACAAGUUUAUCUGAUCGUCAGAUCAUGAUCGGUGUUAAAUCAAACAGUUUUCGGGUGAAGAGAGCAUGCCACACACUCAAAUAAACACAAUCUUUAGUCUUCAUUUUCAGUACUCUUCCGGAAAACUGCUCCCGCGACCUGCUUGUUCUGACCAUCUACGAGAUGGACUCUGGAAAUGCGGAGAAGAAAAAGAUUCUCGGUUGCAUGACGUUCCCUGUGAGCCGCAUUCUGAAAAAGGCCAAUCAACUGAUGGGAAGCUUCGACCGCCGCCAUCCGGACGACAUGGAAGACGUGGAAAUCAACAACGAAGGGUUCUUCUUGCUCAACAAAGAUCAGGGAAGGAAGCAGAAUUUUCCACAGAGAAAGGUUAGUUUUAUUUUGCGUUCGAUUUCAGCGUAGCCAACUCUUCGGAAGAUUCAGGUGCGUCGUCAGACUUACUACGAGGAUCCGGCCUUCACGGGCAUGUCGUCCGCUUCUUCAUCGGUCAUCUCGAAUAGCCAAGGACAGGUGCGGAAUCCCCUUGAACAGUGACGUGGUUGGAGUUGUACUCGCUUUUGUGUUAUCGUUGUCUCUCGUAUAUUGCCCAAUUUUGCUUCGUUGUUGCGUUUUUUAUCAUCGUUUUUUCGUGCAGCGUUAACGGUUUGACCCUCCCGAUCUGGUCGUUGUUGUGGUGUAUUGUUGGACUAACUGAAACUGUGUUCUCCGAAAUCGUUGCGAUUUUGUGAGAAUAUGAAACAGCCAAAUCAAAAUUUAACGCCAGUUUUCUGUGAGAGUCAUUUGUCAAAAAGCUCACGUGUAAACGCCCAAUUUGACGGUGUCAUUCUUUUUUAGAAAAACAGCAAUUUGCAGUGAGACGUGCGCGCGCGCAGUUUUGAUGGAUGCGUGGCUUACUCAAACCUAGUAUUGUCCGAUCGGUGUUCUCAGACAUCUUUGAGUCAUCCUUCGGAGAAUGACGAAAAACUUCUCGAGAAUCAAUCUAAUUCUAGCCCGUUGUACGCGGCGCUUAUCAGCACAGAGUCUCUAUUUCGUGAUAAGUCUCAAUGACCUGCAACUAUCACUUCAUUUUCUGCUUCGUUCUUUCAUUUCUUCAAAUUUAAUAGACGGAAAUUGUGGGCGUUUUUGCUGCCAUUUGCGGUUUUCACUCACACAAUUUCGAAAAUGUUUUGCAUUUCAACUCGGCGAUCAAAGAGUGACCGCCGUUGAUCUCUAUCACUCACGCACUAGUGAUUUUUUGUCCGAUGUGAGCAGAGUUUUGACAAAUGACUGGGCCGCAUCUCAUCUCUGGCGCGGCUAUCGGAUGUCAAGCCGGCCCCUAGGUAUGAAUGAAAAGGAUACAUUUUUUCACAACUUUCGUUUGUAAGAUGACUCAAUAGUUUGAAAAUUUUGCAAGAAAAACCGCGCACGUCCAAGUUUUUGUCCGUGUUACUCUUUUUUUCCUCGUAGAACUUUGACCGUCGGCCAAGGUGACAACGACUAAUCUGGCAAGCUGGUGUACUGCUCGAAAAGAAAUGAGCGAGAGAAGGGGGAUUACGGGCAGCAGAGGUGAUCUACUCAUCCUCGUCUUCUCUGCGCUUCAUGCCCCUCGCACUCCUCGCACAUAUUUGUUUUCCUAACAGAACUGAUUCAAUGUUGAACACUUAUCCGAGAAACCCCAAUGUUUUUUGCCCUCAGUGACCUAUGUUGAAAAGAGGGUUCUUUCUCUCUUCCUAUUUUUUCCACGAACACACACAGUUUUCGUCUGCAAUGCACUGCACCCAUACCACUUCCAAUGCUUGCAACCGUCUAGUUGCGUACUUGACACGUUACACAAAACUGCGAACGAGUACUGUCCGUCAGAGAGGAACAGCCAGUGUUGUCAGUUUUCCCGUCUUCCUCUCACACAUUCGAUUGAUAACUAAGUCAUUUUAAUCUUUUGUUUCGCCUUUUUAUUUUCCAUAGAAGUUGCCAUGUUUUCAACUCUCUUUCCCUCAAUUUUAUUGAAACAUGCUUCUUUUCCGAAAUUCAAAAUGCGGAAUUCCUAGCCUUGAUAAGACAUUCUUUGUCUUUUCCGAUGAACCUAAGAACUACCAUAAUUCAAACUCCGCGCCCGCAUAGUUCAAUGUCAUCAGUGUCGCUGCUCUCACCAUCAACUUUCACUCUUUUUUUCCUGUCUCUCAUUCUUUGCCGCCAUCAUGAGUCAACUCCAUCCGCACUAUAGUCUAUCGGCCCCACAGAAUUCAAAUUCCCUUUAGCUCCCACUACUCAUAACAUUAUUUUUACUUGCAGAUGGCCGCCACUUCGCCUCGCUUGUCGGUUCCCAACGAGCUGACGAUGGGUGAUUACUACCGUUCGUCGAACGACAUGCGCGUCCGGUCCACCAACAAUCUUCUCGACUAUACCUCCGCCUCGUCCAGCACUAAUGGAUCGUGUGCUGCUCCGCCGGAGAAGCUCAAAUUCCACCGAGCCACUCUGCCGAGCAUCACCACUACAACCAGUAAGUUGUUCUUUUUCUUUUUCCGCUUCACCUUCUCAAACAUCAAUUACAACCGUGCACUGUUGCAUGUGCACGCGUGUGCCAUUUCCAGAUUUCAAUUUUCCAUUACUUUUCAUGGCAUACUUGGCAACUAGAAAGAAUAGUGACGUGAGGAAUGGGAUAUUUUAUGUGGAAUUCCGCCUAAAAUUGAACGCAGCUUCAAUGAGCUAGGUUUGCAUGCCAAUAUCCGUCAGUGUUCUCCUCAAAUUGAACUGAAACAUCAGAAUGCUGUUUGUUCUGCCGGGCCCUAGUCUUCUCACAAUCAUCACCGCAUGGCUACCGAAUCGCCGUGGGCAAAGUAGGUUUCUAAUGGUAGCCGAGCACUUUUCCGCCCUCAAAUCACUGUUUGUCAUGUGUUCAUAGUUUACUCGCGAGGUUUGAUGAGUACUCUUAACAGGUGCGAAGCAACAGCCUGUGACGAGACGAAAUGCUGAUUUCAAGAGCUUUCCUCUUUUAUCAUCUGCCAAUCACCGGCAGCUUCAACUACAACUUAAAAUUCAAGGUCAAACACUUUCUGUGACCCAGUUUCCGCGUCUCCCCGAUUACAUGCCUCUUAUGGUAUUAACUUACUCUUAUCAGAAGACUGGCCCUCGCGUGUAUGUAUGGAAACGGUUGGCCGGAGCCUUGUACGAUGAUUGUUUGUAAGACAGACCGCCGGUUACUUUUUUUUUACUGUUCUUUGCAAUGCUUUGAUUUGCAUUUCACUAUUUUGGGAUGGAUGCUAUUCGACCGCCCAAACAACAAUGUGUCGCACAAGAAGAACGUGUGCGGCGCUCUCGCGACCAACUCUCUAUUUUUUCUCCAAAUCAUCAUAUUAACGGUCGUGUCAGUCCCCACAACGACAAAAACGUGUUGCACUGCCAACUCGUUCUAUUAAUUCGUUCGUAUAUAUUCCCCCCUCAUCGCUCCGCUCUUUUCCUCGUUUCUUUUCAUUUCGUCUUCACUAGUAUAUGCUCCCAAUACUGUUUUGUCAGUCGUGCCCCACUGAUAACAGCAUGAGUGACGAAGAGGUUGACACUGUGGAAGAGCAAUCCAAAUUGCAACGACGCGGCAGUUUUAUUCGUCGAACUUGGAAUAGCACGAGCGCGAAAAUGCGUGGCAGAUCGCUGACAUGUGUCGAAGAGCGGGAUGAAUUCAGACGUUUGUCUUUCUCGUUUUCUUAUCAGUUUCCCCUCGCACAUCAACUCCCAAAAUAGCACAGAUCGAAGAGUAUUAGUGAGCGGGAAUAAAGAACUGCACCAUAUUUAUUGACAGACACUCAUUCAACUUUUUCGUUUCAGGCGAGAACAAUUCGGACGACGCAAAGAGUCUGAGUCCAGAAGGCCAGGACCAUCACUAUCUGUGCACGAAUGACAAUGGUGGCGUCUAUGGUGCCGGACCCGCACACAGUGCGAUCAAAAAGGUGAGUUAUUUUCCUCCGAUCUUCCAAGGCCCUUUCUUUCUUCAUUCUUUCUUUCUUAGCCAAGAACCUGGAAACUCCCAUAAAAAACGCAUCCGGUAUUGCAGAGCUCGGUCCGUCGCGCCGCCUCGUUCACCUUUUCGCCGAAGCAGUCGUCAUCGAAGAGCAAUCUGCGUGCAUUGAACGGCCGUGAGGAGGACAGAGAGAAACGCCGUUUUCUGUAAGUUUUUUUCCCACUUUUAGAGCCCGCAUCAUUUUUAUUCAUUUGUCAGUAGCAGCUAUUCGAGCCUAUCUUCUUUUGCACGUCCUUUUCGAACGAAUGCUCGAACGUCCUAGACAUUGCUAAUCAGGCCUCGCUCACUUAAAUGCAAAUGAGGUGUUUCUCAUUUUUUUGUGCGAUGUUGAGAAAAAAGGGAUAGAAGAGUGAUGAGAAGGACAAACGACCGAAGGGUUUAUCGUGGUUUUGGGGGGAACGGGAUCAGAGAUAAGAAAACGGUGUGAAUUUGGUUUAAAACACAGAACAGAAGGAUACCCUUGUACUUUUUGCUCUUUUCUUUUUUCUACGUGUUCAGCAUCAACUUUAAUACACUUCGAGUCGAGACAACGCAAAAAUGCACAAUUGUUUGGGACUAUUGAACCGUGAGAAGGUGAAAAUUAGUGAAGUUUGAUCGCUAGGUCUGGAAUUAUGGGCAACUCUAGUUGGUUGAUGUUUCGACUUUGGUCUACGGGAAGAAAAGGAUCAUCUCCAUAUGAGCUGUACUGAACACAAAAUCAGAAAACCACGUGCAACCAGAACAGAAGAAUUCUCCGAACUUUUGAGAUGGGACAGCCUAAUCCUUUCUACUGGUGUCGUUUUUGCAAAAAAAAAACACUCGAACUCAUAGUCCCAUUCUUCAUCACAGUAAACCCAUUCCUCUUUUCCGAAAAGGCGAGUAGUUUUUUAUAGUUCGGUGUCUUCAAGAAGAACUAAUCCAUUUCCGAAAUUGCCCAACCAGUCGUUCUUUUUAAACAACUCGCGACUCUUCCCACAUCCGGGGGGGGGGGCCUAUAACCCUGUCAGAGUUCCCGCCGCCGCGCCUUUUGCCCUUCCAUCUCAUUUGACUUUAUCCGCCAGUGCACUCAUCCGUCCACGGAACAAACGUACAAACGGGAGAUGUGUCUAUUGUAGGUUUUCCUCUCCUUCUUCCAUUUUUUGCCUUGUUGCCCUUCCCUCCCCCCCUCUCCCCACGCGCUUACGCUUCACGUAUCUGUCGUCUUCUUCCACUACUUCUUGCCUCUUGAGCCGCGUCGCUCAAAAUAUUCCACUAUUGUUGCUCUCCACCUCCUCCUGUUUGGUGGGAGCAAGGGAAGGACAUCCCCUCCCUCUUCAGAAACAAGUUUUUGCCGCUGUCUCCCUUCUUGUCACCGGACGAAAACUCGGAAAAGUGCCUACUCCAAGAAACUUGUGGCCAUCCUCACGCUCUUCCACUAAUCAUUCCAUAGAGCCAAAACAAUCUGUCAUCAAUUAGUCGUCGUCUCAAAUUGGCCGCAAAGUAAAAAAAAGCCACUUCUUCGUGCUUUUUGCCUCUUCCGCUUCUGCGAAAACAUGGAUAUUCGUCGGAAAAUUAGUACUCCUGUUCCCGUCAGCGCCUCGAAGCGAUUCAUCCACAAAUGGGCCUCAGUGCGCGAGAUGGAGUCGCUCGGCAUUUCGCCGCCAUCAUUCUCUCCAAUCUCGCCGUCUCACAGGCAAGCCAAUUUACUCCAUUAAACACACACCUCAAAGGAAGAUUUAAUGACUGAAAACCUCUAGUACUUGCGCGUUCGCUCACACUCACACCUUUCUUUUUUCUUUCUUUUCCCCCCGACUCAGUGUUGCAUCAAGCCAGACUUUUAGUUCCGCACACUCGAACCCCCUGAUUUCUGAGUCUAGAAGAAUAUGUGCAUGGAACUCAAAUUUUAUUAUCAUUAAUUAUGGAGUGUCUCGUUCUCGCAUUCGCAUUCCACUUGCUCUAAUGACUAAGUUUCGCGGGCAUGGCAGGUCCAAGUCUAGGUAAGUUUUUGAAUUUAGGUGUUACCCGAAUGUUUCCAUCAGACAAUUUACAAUCCAGUCGUAAACUAACACGUCGCGCCUAUUUUAUGAUGAUUGUAUCUACACUAGAUUCAAAUUCAAGGAUGGUACACUAAAUACUACAUAGAUUCAAAGUGUGAAAAGUGUCACUUCCGCAUUUCGACGUGUUGAGUCCUGGUCCCUGCCCUGUGCACCUUAAACCUUAUUCACACGACAAAAAUUACGUCGGCGCUCCGAGAUUAUGCAAAUUGAGUGUGCGGCGAAACUGCUUCAAGUUGUCACGUGCAGCGUUCAACUCGUCAUUCGGAAUGUGGUUGUGGGCCAGAAAAGUGUCCACAGAUUGGGCUCCCGAUGAUUGGUAAUUGGUAAUGUGAUGCUGGGUAAGAAGGCGCCGCAUCAGUUAUUCCUCCGGAAAAUAUCAACUUUCUCUCGGGUGCACGCGCGAAUAACUGAACAGGCUCGUUGGCGUCGAGUGCAUGUGAAACGCACAUUGUUGUUCUUUGUGUGAAGAAAGAAGACCAGAACACUAAGGAAUCACUUACGAGAUUAUGUGUCAUUCGCGCGGAGUCAUUAUGAAAAUGUGCUCUUAGUCCAGAUGGGAUUUGUUGUGGGAUUGCUGAACUAUUUCAAAUAUCAGAAGAUCACAUUUCAAUCAGCACAGUCUAGUGGAAAAAAAGAAACCAAUUGGGAGGAUCUUAUCUCAGUUUCUUUCAUUUGUCGGACACUCAUUUCUGGGAAGAAUCGUUAAAUCGAAGGUGCGCGCGAACACGACUCCACCCUACAUAUAGAUAGUCUUUCUGAGAUUCAUUUCUGUAUUCCCUGUAUUCUGUCAGACAUCAUGACUACUGUUUCGUUAUUUGAAUUUCAAUUCGAAAAUGUGAAUCGUCAAGCUAGCAAGCCGCGUCGAUUCAGUAUCACCCCAUCUGACAUCAUCAUUUUGAAAAGACGGUUAGCUCACCACCAGACCCGCCCCAAUCGGUUAGUUUCGGUCAACACACACACACACACAAAAUACUGAUUAUAAACUCGAGUGAUAAGCGAAAAAAUUCCUGUAGUCGCAAGUAUUCCGACUAUGCUAUCCAUCACGUACCCCAUUAUUAUUAAAACUAAUGACAAACUUGUUGCGAAGUUUAGUAAUGAGCACGAAAGCGCAUCAAUUCACAUCUACAGCCAGUAGGCACUCAUGUCAAUACGGAAGCAGUUGAAAAGUUUUCUAUUUUCAGUGGACCGAUUUCGCGUACAUUGUCCUACUUGCGCACUAAGAUGGACCUCGCCCUCUCCACCUCGUCGCUGUACCCAUCUCGCGAUGAGGUCCGUCAGUGGGAAACGUCGUUCGAGUCGUUGCUCAACAACAAAUGUAAGUUGACGUCAUUUUCCAAACAUCACGUUUUGCUAAAUGAUAAUUUUCAGUUGGCUGCGCCCUUUUCCGUCAGUUUUUGAAAAAGGAGUUUUCCGACGAGAACAUGGACUUCUGGCUGGAGUGUGAGGAAUUCAAGAAGAUGAAGGACGGCAAGAAGUCGACGACGCAGAAGGCCAUUGAGAUCUACAGCGAGUUUGUGGCCGAGCACUCGCCAAAAGAGGUGAACUUGGACAGUGAUACCCGUGCCGCCACGAAGGCCGCUGUAGAGGGGGGAUGCAAGCCGGACACGUUUGCUUUGGCUCAGAACCGUGUGGAGCAACUCAUGUCGAAAGACUCGUACAGACGGUUAGUCAAUCGAUAUUUCACAUUUCUCAAUCGACAAUUUUUUUCUCUUUCAGUUUCCUUCGUGAUCGUCUCUUCCUCGAUCUGCUUGAAAGCUACGAGACUGGGGACAAGGAGGACAAGCCGUCGAGCUCAAAAGACAAAAACUGA
This is a messenger RNA of Caenorhabditis sp. 36 PRJEB53466, 11949 nucleotides long. The record is from the annotation of a GenBank genome assembly. Lineage: Eukaryota; Metazoa; Nematoda; Chromadorea; Rhabditida; Rhabditidae.